This is a messenger RNA of Orussus abietinus, 3471 nucleotides long. RefSeq names its product xaa-Pro aminopeptidase ApepP. The record is from RefSeq and is a predicted model, not a curated record. The transcript is spliced from 12 exons. NCBI's taxonomy places the organism in Eukaryota, Metazoa, Arthropoda, Insecta, Hymenoptera, Orussidae. Gene Ontology annotation, molecular function: metalloaminopeptidase activity. The coding region runs from base 238 to 2445 and encodes 735 amino acids.
UCCCGGCCGACCAGACACGUUCCGACGCGCGACGCCCGCGUAACGCCGCCCCGAUCGGCGGAUCGACGGUCUCUCCUCCGGUCCGCUCCCCGCACCCGGCCGGUUGGAUCGAGCGCCGCCUCCUGCCCCUCCUUCCCGGAAGACGACCCUCGAGGAAGUCGCCUCCGGUGGGUCCCGUCCUCUUCGGAUAGGUCGAACGCUCUUGGAGUCGAAACGGAGAUCGAGAAGGGACCCGAAAUGGCGACGCUCGGGGUGCUGGUCGCCGCUUGUCUCGUAGGUUUAGUCUCCAGUCACGAUACUCGUGGUGUGAUAGAAGUUCCUCUUAAUUACAAUGGGGCCAAGCGAUCCAAUUGUCCGGCCGCCCUUCACGUGGAUGAUCAACCUGCCGACAGGCAGGAUACUUCGUUAAGGUUAAGACAAUUGAGAUCCGAAAUGGUGCGCGUCGCUGCUAUUCAAGGGCCACCUUUAGACGGCUACAUUGUCACUUCUGACGAUGAUCAUCAGACUAAAGGGUCCAUAAAACGCGUUGAAAUGGGCUCCGUAGAGAGCGAGACCGUUGAUCCUCGUGACAUGAGGAGGGAAUUUCUUACGGGAUUUUACGGAAGUGCCGGUGAAGUCGUUGUAACCGUCGAUAAAGCUGCCCUAUGGACGGAUGGAAGAUACUAUAUUCAAGCAGAUCAGCAACUCGACUGCAAGUGGAUGUUAAUGAAGUCAGGUCAUGAGAACGUACCAUCGAUAACGGAGUGGCUCAAGUACGAGUUCCGACAUCAAAAGGGAGUCAGGAUAGGCGCAGAUCCUACCCUGGUGCCGGCGUUCGUUUGGUCGGCUUGGGAACAGGAAUUGGCGAAUUCAACCGUAAGAUUGGUCGCGGUCCAUAACAACCUGGUGGACUUGAUCUGGCAGGUGGAUCGACCCAAUUACAACCCUCAUGGCGCUUACCCUUUGAAGGAGGAGUACGCAGGUAGGCCUUGGCAGGAGAAGAUCAAGCGUAUCAGGAUGGAGAUGGAAUUGGUGUCAGCGGAUGCCCUAGUGGUCACGGCCCUGGAUGAGAUCGCUUGGUUACUUAAUAUACGUGGCUACGAUCUUCCGAAUACUCCUGUGCUCAGGGCCUACGCCAUUGUGACUCACGGCUCCGUCCAUCUCUAUGCACCGCGUCACAAAGUUCUGCGCCCCGUUGACGUGCACUUAAAGAUGGACUCGUGCUUCCAUGCGGAUUGCGUCAAGUGGCAUAACUACACCGCUUUCUGGGACGAUUUAAGGACGACGUCGCAAGCUUGGAGCACCGUCUGGCUGCCGUCGUCCUGCGGUCAUGUGCAAGGAGCAUCCCAGGCUAUCUUCACCUCUAUUCUUCCCGAGAGACGACUGGCAAAAGCGUCGCCAGUAAUUGCGUUGCGAGCCGAGAAAAACGAGGUCGAGAUCGUUGGCAUGAGACGGGCUCACGUGAGAGAUGCGGUAGCUAUGUGCGACUUUCUUGCUUACAUGGAAGAACAAAUUUAUCUCGGGUCCGAGGGAUGGGACGAGUUGCAGGUGGCUCGAGUGGCCAACGAAUUUCGACUCGAACAAGACCUCAACAGAGGUAUCGCCUUUCCCACCAUAGCGGGCUAUGGAGCACACGCGGCCCUUCCGCAUUACGAACCGAAAAAUACAACUUCUGUACCGAUUGGGUCUGCUUCUACCCUCGUGGUCGAUUCCGGAGGACAGUAUCUCGACGGCACCACAGACGUGACCCGUACGCUGCAUUUCGGAAAACCGACUCGCGAAGAAAAGGAAGCGUAUACCAGGGUAUUGAUCGGUUCUAUUCAAUUGGCUUCCUUGAUCUUUCCGAGUAACCUCAGAACGGAUCAGCUGGAUACCCUCGCCAGAGGACCACUUUGGAGUGUCGGCUUGGAUUACUUGCACGGGACAGGCCACGGGAUCGGUCACUUUCUGUCGGUCCAUGAACCACCCAUCAGCGUGUCUUAUUUAGGGGAGAGGUCGGUGUCCUCUGGCUGCAGUGCCGUUCGGAUGAAACCGGGAUAUUUCUUUUCAAACGAACCGGGAUACUACAAAGAGAGCGAAUACGGCGUUCGACUCGAGAACGUACUCGAGGUGGUGCAGGCAGACAAUUCGCAAAGAGGAGGGCAGAAGUUCCUAAAAUUCAGGGAUGCAACGUUGGUCCCUUACGAGCCCAAGUUGAUAGAUGUCAAUAUGUUGAGUCCGGCGCAUCGCCGGUGGUUAAACACUUACAACCAACGCAUUCGAGAAGAAGUUGGCGCGGAGCUGAAGAAGCAACUUCGAAUGAAGGGGUUCUUCUGGAUGAUGGAGAAAACUCGAAGCAUUCCCGAGUGGGGUACGAUCGACAAGGAUGCAUUCCUUGGAUUUUCUCAUUCGAAUGCAUCCACUUUCGGGGACUUUCACGCGCUUAUCGUCAUUGCAAUUUUAUUUCACGCGUACACAAGUACGUGAGAGUUGGACAAUUAUUAACAAUCACAAUAUGUUCUGCAGAUUUUAAUUAGCAUUCAAUUGUUAUCGCGACGAUCAUUGCACCAGUGUCGAUAAAGGUGUUAAUACCGUCUUCCAGAUUGGUAUUGCGUUUACUAAGCCUCGAAGGGAAUGUAUGGUCACCGGCUUCACCAAUCCUAAAAUUCGGAUAAUCUUCAAGUAUUAUGUCUUACGUUACUACUAAUUAUAUUUUAUUUUUGUUACAUAUAUAUUUGAUAACUAUUGUUACAUGGACGUAUUAUACAAACGGCAUUUUCUCCCAUACAAGGCAAGUCACGUGCCGGUCGUAGUCAACUUGUUGUUACAAGAAACGAGACUUUAUUAAUACCUUCGAAAAGCGAGUAUGGCUGACUACUUGAAUGGUGUAUCGUCGGAUAACAAGUACAAUUAUAGGUCGAAGCUUUUGAACGUCAUAAAAAGGUAAACUGUACAGUCAUUCCUUGAAAACGUAUCCCCUAACCUUACAUUCCUCUAAUCGCAGUUUCAAUGGAUUUUCUGACCGCCGAUCCUCCGCUGAAUAUUUUCCGUCUGUUUAGACAUUGAAGUCAACUAAUCGGGCAGUGGGAUUAUUAACAAAAUUUUCUAGGGAGACAGGACGACUCGGAAUCGAAAGUUCCUUUACCGUUUUUCGAUACGACCUGUAGUUUUAGAGUUAUUGCCUUUCCUAGAUCAAGCAAUCAAAUUACAGGAUUUAUUUUCAUUGAUAUCUCCGGAACUACAGAUUGUAUGAAAACAAAAUGGCAAAGAUUUUCUACUGGAAAUCGCGUGUUUUCCAUCGUCAGUGAUGUGAACUUCUCCUACCAACUUAAAGGCAUACAUCUCCGUUCAGUUAGCCAGAGAUCCAAACUGGGAGGGGGGGCACUUUUUACACUUUUAAGUGUUUAAUGAGGAAGAAUUGUAAUUAUGUGAACACAAUCAUUUUAAGACUACUGUAUAUUUUGUUAACAUAAAGAGUGUAAAAGCAUAUUUUAAAUACAUUCAAUCUAUAAA